UUUAGGAUAGUACAAUUUAUAUUUGGCUACACAUUAUUGCUUUGAACACAGGAAAAAAUGUCGUUUCUACUAUGUUGCUGUCCGAAAAACAAAGCAGAUGGAAAGGGACAAGAAUCUUACAAGAACUACCCAGAAGAAAUUAGGGAGCUCGAAGAAAAACUGAAUCAGAAACAAGUUGAACUGGAAUCAAUGCAAGAAAAAUGUGCAGAACUAAGUAAAAAUCUUACUGCACUCCAACAAGAAUUUCGAAUAAACGAUAAAAAUUUCCAACGAAAAGAGAAAGAAUGGGGAGAAAAAUUGCAAGAAAAAGACAAGAAAAUCAAACAAAUGGAGGGAACUUUUAUAGAUGUUAUGCCGCCUGUAGAAAAACGACCUCAAAGGCGUCAUCGUCCCGGUGUUGGAGGCAACACGGUGAAAAAUGAUAACGUGAAAGCUGUAAAAGUUGAAAAAAAUCUGAAUGACAGAAAGUUUUUAUUGGAUGCAAUCGCAUCUAAUGAUCUUCUGAAACGUUCUGAUGAAAGACAAAAGCAGGAAAUGGUCGAUUACAUGCAGUAUGAGGCGUUUCCUCAAAAUAAAGUAAUAAUAAAGGAAGGAAUGUACGGAGACCGAUUUUAUAUAAUUCAGAUCGGAACAUGUGAUGUAACACAGAAUGGGAAGCAUAUCAACACUAUGAAUCCUGGAACAGUUUUCGGCGAACUUGCAAUUUUGUAUGGUUGUAAGCGAACAGCAACUAUCAAAGCUACAAAACCAGUCAAGGCGUGGUAUCUAGAAAGACAAGUUUAUCAAUCAAUUAGAAGAAAAGAUUGGGAGUCACAAUAUGGUGCUCUGCAAGAGCUUGUCAAGAACACUCCACUCAAAGAUCUCGGCCCGAAAAAAUUUCUUAAAAUUUCGGACGCCGUCACUACAGAAGAAUACGAACGAGGCGAUUUUAUCUUGAGGCAAGGAGAAAUUGGCGAAACAUUUUAUAUAAUAAAAGAAGGCGAAGUAGACAUAACUAUCGCGCAAGAGUCGUCAUCAGAUGCUCAUGGAACGUGGAUAAGAACUCUAGUGAAAGGCAGUUAUUUCGGAGAGAAAGCUCUUCUCAAGGGCGGCGAUACACGAACGGCAAAUGUUAUCGCAAAAUCAAACAAAGUUAUCUGUCUCACUCUUGACCAAGAAAAUUUUAUCAAACUAAUCGGUGACGAUGCUAAAGUAUAUUGGCCAGAGCCAGGCAGAUCUUCCAUAACUUUGGCAGCAAAAAGUCCUCGCCCUUCGCCAUUACCAAUUGCAAAGUUGGCUCCCGUUACGGAACGACCUUCCACCACGUCCCGGCAAUUAUUGCAGGAUGUAUCGUUGAAACAAUUUGAAUCUAUUGCAGUUCUUGGCCAGGGAGGGUUCGGAAAAGUGGAACUUGUGUGUUUGGAUAACAGGGACACCAGUUAUGCACUGAAAUGCAUGAAAAAGUCUCAUAUUGUUGAAACAAAGCAAGAAGAACAUGUCUAUUCGGAGAAAAAUAUAAUGAUGCAAUGCCAUUCAUCAUUUAUCGUUCGACUUUAUAGAACUUUCAAAAAUGAGCGAUACGUAUAUAUGCUGAUGGAAGCUUGCUUAGGAGGUGAAUUGUGGACUCGAUUGAGGGAUGAAACAAAAUUUCCGGAUAGUCGAGCAAAGUUUUACACAGCCUGUGUCGUAGAAGCUCUCGAUUAUUUACACCAGAAGGGAAUUGUCUACAGAGAUUUGAAGCCUGAAAACUUACUUUUGGAUAAAAAUGGAUACGUUAAAGUUGUGGACUUUGGAUUUGCAAAAAUGAUACAACCUGGCGAAAGAACAUGGACGUUUUGUGGAACUCCAGAAUACGUAGCUCCAGAAAUUAUUUUAAAUCAGGGACAUGACGUGUCAGCUGACUAUUGGGCACUUGGCAUUUUGGUGUUUGAAUUUUUGGCGGGAAAUCCACCAUUCAAUUCUGCUGAUGCCAUGAGAACCUAUAGAAUGGCACUUCGAGGAAUUGACGCCGUCGAAUUCCCCCUUCAUAUCAAAAAACCCGCCCAAAACAUGAUCAAGAGACUUUGCAGAGAGAAACCAACUGAAAGACUCGGAAACUUUCGAAAAGGAAUAGACGAUAUUCGUAAUCAUAAAUGGUUCACGGGGUUUGACUGGAAAGGAUUACAACGCGGAAGCUUACAAGCAGAAUACAUUCCUAUUAUAAGCAGUGCAGUUGACACACAGAAUUUUGACAAAUUUGAAAGAGUCAAUGAAAAAGUUCCUUCGGAAAAUUCAGGCUGGGAUGAAAACUUUUGAAUAACUUGCUUCAGGAAGAGAAGGAAAAGAAGGAAUCGAUCAAGAAAACAAAUCAAUUAAGGUUGUUGAUGGAUGACCUACAUUAAUCAGAAAAAGAGACAUGUAUUCAUCAAUUUGCCACAUGCUACUAAUACUUUUUGGAAUUAGAAUGAAUCUCCUGUAUUUUGAAUGAAAAUUCCAAUCCCAUAUCGUGAUUAUAUCGCGGAUAACUCGAAGGAAAGUCAUUUGCUGGCUGAUAUUUUUCCGAACGCUCUUUAUGAUUUUUUUUUGUUUUUCUUUACGUUUUUUUCAGUCAGAUUUACUAUCUAGAAAUAAUCUAUAGGAAAUAUUUUUGUUCUGAAACACCUUGACAUCUCUUUAAAGUAUCGUAUUUUAUCAAUGUUUUAUUCCUAUUUUCUGUGUUUCCACGCGUAAUUGACUGUUGUAAAAACUUUAAAUGAGAGUAUAAACUAAUAUUUUUCAUUUGAAAUACAAAUUAGGAACGAAUUAUUUUUGAUUGAAGCACCAGCGACGUCUUUGACGACGUCUUCCCGAGUAAUGCAAAUGUCAUGAUGCAGUUUAUAGAAUUCAUCAUUACGUCACAAUAGUUUAAAAAAAUCAACAUGAUAUCACAGUGGGUUUUCGCCAGAAGGAAAUACAAAAUAUGACGUCAUAAAAUCAACAAAAACCGGCUUACGACAUAGGCUGUAACGUAAUUUCUGUGAAAAUAUUUUAUUCGUAGCUGCAUUUGGUCGAAAAUAUUAGAACUGGAACAGCGAAAUGAUUAACAUAAGAUCGGACCGUAAAUGAGAAGAAAAUAUUACAUUGUGGACCCAAAGGCGGACGAAACACCUCCCCCAAAAUUUUCAAAUCAACGGAGAAGUAAUGGCACAGUUUUCAAUGAGACGAAAUCCGGUACUCCCAAAGUAUGUGAACCAUGAUGGUUCACCAAGAUGGUUUACCAAUUUGGGUUAGGCCAUACUUUCAGGUACAAAUACUACGGGAGUCGCUUGGCUAGUCUCCCAACUCGUAAUAGAACUAAAAUAGAAAAAAUUGGAAUAAAAUUAUGGCCUAACUCUAACCUAAUACACAUACUAAGUUCCGGUGUCCGCCGUCUUGGUGCACAUACUUUGGGAGUACCCAAAAUCCAACACUAACCCUGACCUACAUUAAGAUGCUUUCUUAAUUUUGUGAUUUUUUGUAUAAUUUGUAUAUUAUCAUAUUUUUAGACUUGUUUCAAAAAGCCUGGGGUCAAUGAUUACCCUACGCCCUCAAAAGAAAGUCUCAUAUUUCGAAAUAAAAUACUGAAAAGUAAAAACACAUAUAUACCAGAUAGGCUUUUUUAUUUGAUCCAUUAUGCUUCCUAAUUGUAAAAGUUGAUUCACAUACAUAAGAUAAUGGUAAAAUUUAUGCACAAAAAUGCAUCUUAAAAAAGUUUAAUGACCAUACCUACAAAAUAACUAAUGUAAUUUCACAUUUAUCCAGCAUUGCCAUAUCUCUACCUUAACUAAUUAUUAUAUAUUAAUUACAAUUCAAAUUAAUUUGACAUGCAACGUUAUGGAAUUACACAAUGGAAUAUCAUCUGGAAAUGAACUUGAAAUGAUGUAGUCAAAUGCAUAUCGUUGUUUUUUUCAUCUUUUUGCAUUCUUCGGAUUUUUCUGACUCUCCAAGGAUGGUUUUUGAAAUGUUUGUUAGCAUUGUUAACUAUUCAUUUUGGUAACAUCGUAAAUUAUUAUCUUGCAUCGUAAACACAUUAUACAUAGCUAAAAGAAAUUAUGACAAAAAGUAUACACCUAAAAGGCUAAAAUUUUAUUUCAAACUUAUUUCCAAAUUGAUUAUAUUUUACAAAAUAUUCACUACGCAAAACAAAAUAAUAAGCAAUAAAGGUGCAAAACCUUGUUGUAUAAUAACAAAAAUAUGAAAUUGUAAUAUACAUGUUGUAUAUGUGCUAAGUAGUGUAAAAAGGAAAUCUCAGAAAAUAUU
Molecule: messenger RNA, 4236 nt
Organism: Styela clava
Lineage: Eukaryota; Metazoa; Chordata; Ascidiacea; Stolidobranchia; Styelidae
Product: cGMP-dependent protein kinase 1-like
Biological process (GO): protein phosphorylation
Molecular function (GO): ATP binding; cGMP-dependent protein kinase activity
Source: RefSeq, a predicted model, not a curated record